UCUUCUUGUAUUCAACAAUCCAAAGGCUCGUUUCAUUGCGUAGUGUCCAAGAUGGAUAUCCGCCGCCGACCUCCCCCUCCCACCUCCCCCGACCAUGCUCGACCCCAACAUCAUCUGCACAAGAACCAAUCCUCCGCCGUCGUCGAUCAUACGUUACCCUCCCCCACUCCCAAGGCAUCCGACGCCCUUCCGCUUCCUCUCUACCUCACCAACGCGGUUUUCUUUACCCUCUUCUUCUCCGUUGCUUACUAUCUGCUUCACCGGUGGCGUGACAAGAUCCGGAACUCUACGCCCCUCCACGUCGUUACGCUUUCCGAAAUUAUCGCCCUUGUCUCACUGAUCGCCUCCUUCAUCUACCUUCUCGGCUUUUUCGGCAUUGGCUUCGUCCAGUGCUUCAUCUCACGCGCCUCUCACGACACUUGGGACCUUGAAGAUGAUGUCAUGGAGCCUCCUCAACAGAGCUUCCGCGACCACCGCCUCGUCACCUGCCCUCCUCCCAAAUUGAUCCAGCCUGACCCGCUUGUUUCCACGGGGGACGAAGAAAUAGUCGAAUCUGUUAGAAGCGGUGCGAUUCCGUCUUACUCACUCGAAUCGAAACUGGGGGACUGCAAGAGAGCGGCUGGAAUUCGAAGAGAGGCGUUACAGAGGAUGACAGGGAGGUCACUGCAGGGGCUGCCUCUUGAGGGAUUCGACUACGACUCUAUAUUGGGGCAGUGCUGCGAAAUGCCGGUGGGGUACGUCCAGAUUCCAGUCGGGAUUGCCGGACCGUUGCUUCUGGAUGGUUUUGAGUACUCUGUCCCCAUGGCAACCACGGAGGGUUGUUUGGUUGCCAGCACCAACAGAGGAUGCAAGGCCAUCUAUGCAUCGGGUGGGGCAACGAGCACGGUCUUCAGGGAUGGGAUGACAAGAGCACCUGUUGUGAGAUUCGCGUCGGCCAAGAGAGCGUCGGAGUUGAAAUUCUUCUUGGAGAAUCGUGCGAAUUUUGAUACCCUGGCUGUCGUUUUUAACAGAUCAAGUAGAUUUGCCAGGCUAAAAUGCAUUCAAUGCUCGAUUGCGGGAAAGAAUUUGUACAUAAGAUUUACCUGUAGUACAGGCGAUGCAAUGGGGAUGAAUAUGGUGUCAAAAGGGGUUCAGAAUGUCCUCGAAUUCCUCCGGGAUGAUUUUCCUGACAUGGAUGUAAUCGGCAUCUCAGGCAACUUCUGUUCCGACAAGAAACCUGCUGCAGUAAACUGGAUUGAAGGGCGAGGGAAAUCAGUGGUCUGUGAGGCAAUAAUUAAGGAAGAUGUGGUGCAAAAGGUUUUGAAAACCAGUGUUGCUGCACUUGUUGAGCUCAACAUGCUCAAGAAUCUUGUAGGUUCAGCUGUUGCUGGUGCUCUUGGUGGAUUUAAUGCCCAUGCCGGAAACAUUGUCUCUGCAAUCUUUAUUGCAACUGGCCAGGACCCAGCACAAAAUGUUGAGAGUUCCCACUGUAUUACCAUGAUGGAAGCUGUCAACAAUGGCAAGGAUCUUCACAUCUCGGUCUCUAUGCCUUCCAUUGAGGUAGGCACAGUCGGGGGUGGGACUCAACUUGCUUCUCAAUCUGCUUGUUUGAAUCUUCUUGGGGUAAAGGGUGCGAGCAAAGACUUACCUGGAUCUAACUCAAGGCUCUUGGCCACCAUUGUGGCUGGUUCAGUACUGGCAGGGGAACUUUCCUUGAUGUCUGCCAUCGCAGCGGGUCAGCUCGUCAAGAGUCACAUGAAAUACAACAGAUCUAGCAAAGAUGUAUCCAAGGCUACAUCAUAAAAUUAUGAGUGCUGGCCCAUCCAUUUAACUAAAUUAGAAAUAAGAAUUAAGAUCGAAGAGGUCAAGAGGAAAGCUAGACACAAGGUGGGGUCCAGAAAGUGAAAAUGUCCAGGCUGCGUCUCCCACGUGAAUUGCUUGGCUAACUUAGCUGUCAAGGUUUCCUGAUAGAAGACGCAGGUUAAGAGAAGCGUGACCUUAUAUUUUAUGGAUUGUCGGUGCAUCUUCAAAGUGUAUGGCCACCCAAGUCUUUGGCUUAUAUAUGUAUCUUGUCCUUUUCCUCUCUCAAUUUGUUUUUAGCUUCUGUUAUCUGUUUGUGGGUUGGGACCCAGGCAUUGGUUGUUGUUUUCAUCUUGUGCAUGUUUAACAAUGCAAUGGCUAAAGCUCUAAAUUGUGGAAUUUUAAGUAGAAUUUCUAAAGAAAUUACUACAUCUUGU
Messenger RNA from Rubroshorea leprosula, 2216 nucleotides. The record is from the annotation of a GenBank genome assembly. Lineage: Eukaryota; Viridiplantae; Streptophyta; Magnoliopsida; Malvales; Dipterocarpaceae.